Messenger RNA from Aureobasidium musti, 3075 nucleotides. The record is from the annotation of a GenBank genome assembly. Lineage: Eukaryota; Fungi; Ascomycota; Dothideomycetes; Dothideales; Saccotheciaceae.
AUGGAUGAUCUCGAAGCGCUCGAGCAUCUGUCGCUCGUCUCCAAAGUGGCUUCAGAGAUUCAGAACCACAUGGGCAUCAGCGACAAGACCAUCGCCGAAUUCGUCAUUGCCCAACAUGAACAGUCCAAGAACCUCGAUGACUUCAAGACGAAGCUGUCUGAAUUCGACUUCUCGGCCACUCUCGCUACUGCAAUCGAUCGAUUGGUGCUGACCAUGCACCCCAAGUACAAAUCGAAAUCAAAAACACAAGCGCAUACCGACGAUGAGGAUGAGCGAGAUCUUGACGGCGAAAGAGACAGGAAAACAAGGGUUUUCAAGGGAUUGGUGAUACCGGAUAAAGAUGUCGCAUUUGACGACCAAGACGACAACAUGCCGCAAGAGGAGGAUUCGAAACUGGACGCUAUGGACGACACUUUUGCCCUGCUUGAGGGACUGGCAGGUGCGGGUAAGUCCAAGGCAAAACCCAGCGCUCCUCGCAAGCGUAGCAUCGACGAAUCACCAGUGCUAUACAAGAUUUAUGAUGGUAGAGUCACUGGAGUCAAAGACUUUGGUGUCUUCGUGAAUCUGUACGGAGUGAGGGGCAAGGUAGACGGCCUGGUACAUAUUUCUGCUAUGGCUGAGGGUAAGGUCAACCACCCUUCUGAUCUAGUGUCUCGCAACCAGGAGGUCAAAGUCAAGGUCAUGAAGGUUCAAGACAAUCGCAUCAGCUUAUCCAUGGCUGAAGUUGAUCAAGUAACCGGACAAGACUUUGCUCCUCACAAGCGCAUUGGUGCCGCUACUGGCGCAAAUGCUUUGGGUAUGAACGGAGAUGAACGAUACGGCAGUCUCGCCUCCAACCGUUGGGAAAUCAAACAGUUGAUUGCCUCAGGGGCAAUCUCAGCCAAGGAGUAUCCUGACAUUGACGAAGAUUACAACGCGGCACUUAGAGGAGAGGAGAUUGAAGAGGAGGAAGAUGUUGAUAUUGAAGUCAGAGAGGAAGAACCACCUUUCCUUGCCGGACAGACCAAGCAGUCUCUUGAGCUUUCCCCCAUUCGAGUGGUCAAGGCACCUGAUGGCUCUAUGAACAGAGCGGCCAUUGCUGGAGAUAACUCCGGAGUUGAUUUGCAGGCGCAAUGGAAUGACCCUAUGGCAAACCCUGAACAACGACAAUUCGCCAGCGACCUGCGCCAAGCUCGUCAGAACGAUGGAGAAGUACCAGAAUGGAAGCGUAUCGCGUCGCACAGCAAGACUCAGUCUUUCGGCAAACGCACCAAUCUGUCAAUCAAGGAACAGCGCGAGACUCUACCCGCUUUCCAGUUCCGAAAACAAUUCUUGGAGGCUGUCGCAGGCUAUCAACUUUUGAUUGUCGUUGGAGAUACUGGAUCUGGAAAAACAACUCAGUUGACACAAUAUCUCGCUGAAGAAGGUUACGCUAACUCAGGCGUGAUCGGAUGUACACAACCUCGUCGUGUUGCUGCAAUGUCGGUCGCUCAACGUGUCGCCGAGGAAGUCGGAUGCCGUUUGGGAGAAGAAGUUGGUUACACCAUUCGUUUCGAGGACAAGACUUCAAGCAACACGAAGAUCAAGUACAUGACCGAUGGUAUCAUGCAACGUGAGAUUCUUCUGGAUCCCGAGCUAAACAGGUACUCCGUCAUCAUGCUUGAUGAGGCUCACGAGCGUACGAUUGCGACCGACGUUCUGUUCAGUUUGCUCAAGAAGACAUUGAAGAAGCGACCCGACAUGAAAUUGAUCGUCACAUCAGCAACUUUGGACGCAGCAAAGUUUUCCGAGUACUUCAAUCAAUGCCCUAUCCUCACAAUCCCUGGUCGCACUUUCCCUGUCGAGAUUAUGUACUCUCGUGAGCCCGAAUCAGACUAUCUCGAUGCUGCUCUCACGACGGUCAUGCAGAUCCAUCUCACUGAGCCUCCAGGUGAUAUUCUGCUUUUCUUGACUGGUAAAGAGGAGAUUGAUACAUCGUGUGAAAUUCUCUACGAGCGCAUGAAAGCAUUGGGUCCGAGUGUCCCAGAACUCAUGAUUCUUCCUAUCUACGGGGCCCUGCCUAGCGAGAUCGCAAGCAAGAUCUUCGAGCCUGCGCCAGUGGGCACCAGAAAGGUGGUCAUUGCAACAAAUAUUGCUGAGACAUCCAUUACUAUCGACGGCAUUUACUUCGUCGUUGAUCCAGGUUUUGUCAAGCAGAGCGCAUACGAUGCUAGACUUGCUGCUUACCAAUCCGAGAUGCUACCAACAACCAUUCCUGAAAUCCAGCGUCAAAAUCUUGCUAGCACUAUUUUGACACUCAAGGCUAUGGGUAUCAACGAUUUGCUUCACUUUGACUUUAUGGAUCCGCCACCAACAAAUACUAUGUUGACGGCAUUAGAAGAACUUUAUGCAUUGUCGGCGCUGGAUGACGAAGGAUUGCUUACUCGUCUUGGUAGACGUAUGGCCGACUUCCCGAUGGAACCUACGCUCGCCAAAACAACAAUCAUGUCAGUUGACCUAGGAUCCAAAUUCCACGAUGCAUCGGGCGAUCAUCUGACUCUACUCAACGUAUACAAUGCCUGGAAGCAAAGCCGAAUGAGCGACCCAUGGUGCUUUGAGAACUUUAUUCAACCACGAAGCAUGAAGAGAGCAGAGGAUGUACGCAAGCAAUUGGUACAGAUUCUUGACCGUCUGCGUUUACGUGUCGUCAGCUGCGGUCGUGAUACCACACGCGUGCGCCAAGCACUCUGCAGUGGCUUCUUCAGAAACUCGGCUCGCAAGGAUCCUCAAGAAGGCUACAAGACUUUGAUUGAAGGCACACCAGUAUACAUGCAUCCUUCGUCGGCGCUGAAUCGCAAGGCAGCUGAACAUGUCAUCUACCACAGUUUGGUAGAAACAACCAAGGAGUACAUGCACAAUGUUACAGUGAUCGAGCCAAAAUGGCUUGUGGAAGCAGCACCGACGUUCUUCAAGGUUGCAGGCAAGGAAGGAGGACUCAGCAAGAGAAAACGAGCGGAAAGGAUUCAGCCUCUCCACAACAGAUUUGCUGGUGAGGAUGAUUGGAGACUUAGUGCUCAGAAGAAGCAAGGUAGAGGUGGUGGUGGAACUUGGGGAUAG